UGGAGUGGCGUGUGUAGAGGUAGUUCCUUGUCCAAUUCUACUCCUUUUUAUAAGUUCCUGGAUGACAGCAGGAGGAUCAAGAUGUCGGUCAAGAGAUAUCUAACCCCCGAACAGUUAGUGGGGUUUGAAAAUUAUAAGUAUAGUGCUCAAGAUACCAGUCCUCUCAGCAAUUAUGUUAUGCACCCGUUUUGGAACACUGUAGUGAAGAUAUGUCCACGGUGGAUAGCGCCUAAUGUCCUCACAUUUGUGGGUUUCCUGUUUACGGUCGCCAACUUUGUCCUGUUAUCCUUUUACGACUACAGUUAUUAUGCAUCUAGCGUUGACAUACCUCCUGGCACUGGCCCAUACCCACCUGUGCCUAACUGGGUUUGGAUAGUCUGUGCUCUCAAUCACUUUCUGGCACAUACUUUAGAUGGGAUAGAUGGAAAGCAGGCACGAAGGACUGGCACGAGUGGGCCAUUGGGAGAGUUGUUUGACCAUGGCCUGGACUCCUGGACCACUUUCUUCAUCCCGGCCUGCAUCUGGUCCAUUUUCGGCAGGACAGACUAUAGCAUUAGCCCACUCAGGUUCUAUUUCAUUUUGUGGAAUGUACUGUCCUGUUUCUACACCUCUCACUGGGAGAAAUACCUUACCAAGAUACUGUUUCUGCCGUGGGGCUACGAUAUAUCACAGGCUCUAAUCUUCGCCAUAUACUUGGUAACGGGAAUAUGGGGCCAGCAAAUAUGGAAGUUCGAGAUAGUACUGGGAAUUUCUUCAGGGGCCAUGUUUGAGUUCAUGAUGUAUGCAGGGUCACUGGGCACCUCACUUCCAAUGUCGUUUUGGAAUGUUUAUAAGUCAUACAGAGAUGAGACUGGGAAGAUGCUUGGGUUCUGGGAGGCUGUACGGCCCUUAAUCACACCUUUGAUAUUUUUCGCUUUGUCGACAAUCUGGGUGUAUCAGUCUCCCACCAAUAUCAUUGAAAGAGAUCCAAGAAUGGUCCUGUUCAUGGUCGGCACAAUCUUCGCUAAUGUCAAUUGCCGGCUGAUUGUCUCCCAGAUGAGUAGCACAAGAUGCGAGCUCUUGAAUUGGCUGUUGUUGCCACUUGCUAUAGCUGUGGGGAUUGCAAUCACAUUUCCCACUCUGGAGUUGGCAACACUCCUGAUCAUGGGCAGCAUUGCAACCGUUGCACACAUCCACUAUGGUGUCUAUGUGGUUCGUCAGAUGUGCGAUCACUUCCAUAUCAAGUGCUUCAGCAUCAAAGACAGGUCCGAAUGAUUGCUUGCCAACAGUGCAUAAGGAUUCUGCAGACAGUUGCCCUCUCAGUCAUAGCAUAAGUGGCGAUUAUGUUGAUGGCAACCCAUACUCAUUUGUUCACAAUGUGUGGAGUCGGUGCAUAUCAGAUAAGUCCUCCAAAUGACUUGCAUAUGUGGAAAUAAGGAUACACGAACAAAUACUUCUCUCUCUCUUUUUUUUUUUUUUUUUUCUUUUUCUUUUUUCUUUUUUUUUUUCUUUUUUUUUUGUCAAGGGAUUGAUUUUAUUUUUUGAAUAUGAAGGAAGAGGAGAGGAGAACACACAGUUCCUCUGGGCUAGUUCAAAGUAUUGGGAUGAAGAUUGAAUGAUUGUGAUAGAAUUCAUUGAGGUACAGACAUGUUGACAAUAUAACUCACUUUUAUCUAUAAAAGGCAAAAAGAAUGCUCAACUUGUAGAUGAGUAAUAUCAAAUUAUACUAACAUAGGUGAGGGAUGGACGUGUUAUAUCUCAUGACAUCCAUUAAAACUUCAAGGUUAAUAUUCAUGAGAGUAGACUGGUAAAUGCCAGAAAUACCUGAUGAAGAAGACAAUAAGUACCUUAGAUAGUAACUUAAAAGCAAACAAAAAACUAUUUAUUGUUACAUCUCCUUUAUAGAAUAGUACUGCAUAGAGUUCAUGGACUGACGGCAAUGAUUCAACAUUAUUAACAUUAAUUGGCUUGCUUACUAGUGUGCUCUAGUGACAGAUGCUCGAACUCAGCCUCCCUAACACUGCUUUUUCUCCCUCACUCACUCCCAUCUUCCCUUCCGUAACUCCCUACCUUUCUCCCUCCAUUCUCCUCCCUUUCCUUUCCCAUCCUUCAUUCUCUCCCAGUUCUCUCAUCACUCCCUCCCACUUGUAACCUCUGUCCACUCUUGACCUUCCCAUUUUCUAUUUUUCCUCCCUCCCAUCCCUUCCAGCUUCUUAUCCUGAGGAACACACCUGUUAUGUAGACGUAGAAAAGGUAUUCAGGUCACAUAGUACCGGUUGUGAUGAGGGGGAACUCUAUACCUCUCCUCAUCAUGUGUUGCUUUGUGCCUUGAGUUUUGUGUCUUGCAGAUUAUUGGAUGAUUUAAAGUGCAAUACUUCACGAAUUUAUGGUUAUAGAUGUUCCUUUUUUGACAUGUUGAGAAAAAGGGUAAAAAAGGAGGUAGUCCAGAUAACAGUGAUAAUUAUUUAUUGAUUCCAUUUGAUUUUUUUGUCUUCCUUUCGAGUUCACUUAUUUCAUUUCAUGUACUCACAUUUGUAUGUACUAUCCCUGCAUGAUUAUAGCACAGACAUGUAAUCAUACAUAUAGACACAGAGUAAACUAAUAUCUUCUGUAUUGUUGCUAAAACUUUCCCCUACAUUAUUUUCUUUUCAAUUUAACUUUUUUUUUUUUUCAGUAGCCUUUUGAACACUAGUCUAUCUAUGUAUAUCACUCCAUCCAUCCAUAUCUAUAUCUGUCUACCUCCACAUGUCCUUUCUUCUUUCUUCUAUUAAUUUUUCUGAUUAAAAAAAAAAUUUGUUUUGAUGUACAAAGUUUCUAUACUUUGACUGUUGACGUAACUCCCAUAGACAUUUUAUUUAUUUGUUAAUUCAUAUUUCAACCAAAUUUAAGAUUCUUAUUUCAUAAAACAUACUCUUUACUACAAGGAGGUUAUUUUCACCAUGUAAUUACGUUACAGUAGUUUAUUUUAUUGUGAAAAAAUUUAUUGAAUAUAAUGUAAUGAAGGAAGUAUUAAUAUUGGUAAUAGUGUGCAGUAUUUAAAGUAGUGCUGUGGAUGCUGAUGGUAUGGAUCAGCAGAUUACAAUAUGGAGCUUUUUAAUUGUAUCUUUUUGUUGAAUUGUGUUAAGAUUUUUUAUCCAUGCCAUCAUGAAAUGGGAGGUCUUAAUUAGUACAAUCAAUAGGUGUACAUUUUUCAGGUAAAUGUUGCCAAGAUAUUGUUGUUGUUUAUGUUACAGGGUAUAGAGGCAGUUGUUAACUGUGCAGCUCUUGUAAAACAUAAAUGGAUAUCAUACCUUUUUCAACUGAAUGCUGAGACAGUAGGUUUACUAGCCAGAAUUGACAACCAUGACUAUAGUUAACAUAUGAGAUUACCAAAAACUGUAAGGUUAGGUAUAUAAAUAGUUCUGCAACUUAGGACAACAUUAUUGCAAAUCACCACAUCAGCCACCAAGUAUUAGAGUGGGGGCUGGCUGUCUGGCGUUGACACCAGCUUUGUCUUACACCAAUUGCCUGUUCUUUACUAGCAGCUACUUCAGACUUCGCUAAUUCGCGGAAGAUCUUGCGCGAAUCUUUUAUGGUAAUGAUUGGAGAAAAGAUCAGAUAGCCUCUUUGAGAUUGGUUAGCAGUAAUAGUCUUGUGUCUACUGCAUUGUUUGCCUGUAUGAUGGUACUGGGUUAAUGGCAUGUACAGGAAUUCACUAUUUACAAUAAACACCCUCACUGGAACUUUA
Messenger RNA from Penaeus monodon (black tiger shrimp), 3706 nucleotides. Its product is annotated as ethanolaminephosphotransferase 1-like. Bases 82 to 1254 code for a protein of 390 amino acids. Lineage: Eukaryota; Metazoa; Arthropoda; Malacostraca; Decapoda; Penaeidae. Gene Ontology annotation, molecular function: ethanolaminephosphotransferase activity. The transcript is spliced from 8 exons. Gene Ontology annotation, cellular component: endoplasmic reticulum membrane; Golgi apparatus. Gene Ontology annotation, biological process: phosphatidylethanolamine biosynthetic process. The record is from RefSeq and is a predicted model, not a curated record.